CAUUCUGUGCCACAUACGCACUUCCAUCAUCCAACUGCACAUUCCAUUUAGUUUCCUCAACUGUUAUCUACAUAAUAAUAAUAAGACCCUCCCUAUAAAUACAUACUACUCCUUUGCUUGUUUAAUUGCCGAUCAAAUUAUAAAACCCCAUCCUGUUAUCCUUAAUUUUCAUUUUUAUGCAUAAUAAAUGAUGGGGUUUUACAAGAUUAUUGAUUUAAUACUCAUCUUUUCAGUGUUAUCCGUCAAGAACGCAAUAUCUCAAAUAUCUCAGGACUGUUCGUCUGAUGGAGAUUGUGGGGCAGGGAACUAUUGCUUGUCAUGCCCUUUGGGAUUUUCAGGCUCCAAAUGUGUUAGAUCCACCGCUACAGAUCAGUUCAAGCUACUUAAUAACUCCCUUCCGUUCAACAAAUAUGCGUUCUUGACUACCCACAACGCAUUCGCAAUUACUGGCGAGCCAUCUCAUACCGGUGUGCCCAAUAUUGCUCCUAGAAAUCAAGUAGAUAGAGUGGCUCAGCAGCUCAAUAAUGGAGUUCGUGGGCUAAUGCUUGACGUGUACGAUUUUCACAAUGACGUUUGGUUGUGCCACUCAUUCGGAGGACACUGCCACGACUAUACUGCAUUUGAACCAGCAUUAGACACAUUGAAGGAAAUAGAAGCUUUCUUAUCAGCAAAUCCAUCGGAAAUCAUUACGAUAAUUUUGGAGGAUUACGUUCAUGCGACAAAUGGAUUGACAAAGAUUUUCACAGAUGCUGGAUUAAUGAAAUACAUGUUUCCUGUAUCAAAUAUGCCAAAAAAUGGUGAAGAUUGGCCUCUUGUUAGUGACAUGGUUGCUAACAACCAUAGGCUUCUCCUCUUCACUUCCGUGAAAUCUAAGGAACAAAGUGAAGGAAUUGCAUAUCAAUGGAACUACAUGGUCGAAAAUCAAUAUGGAGAUGAUGGAAUGAAGGACGGAGAAUGCACGAACCGGGCCGAGUCAUCGGCUCUAACGGACACUACUAAAUCACUGAUUUUGAUAAACUUCUUUGGAUCAACACCUUUCGAACCAGUAGCAUGUGUUCAAAACUCAGGGCAACUAUUGGACAUGGUGGCUACAUGUUGUGCUGCAGCGGGUAAUCGUUGGGCUAAUUUCUUGGCGGUUGAUUUUUACAAGCCCUCUUAGUUCGUGCUGCAUCUAUUCGCUAGCUGCUUCGCUAGAGCUGGUCUUCUGCUGCAUCUUUUUCUUAUGCUCUUCUUGUGCUUUUUCUUCUUCAUCUUCUUCAUCUUCUUCUUCUUCCUAGUUCUCUGCUUUUUCUUCUUCAUCUUCUUCUUCCUAGUUCUCUGUUUUUUUUUUAAUUUUUAUCAAUAAAAAAAUUUGAAUUUCAAGUUUUGAUAUAUCAAAACUUGAAAUUCUUGUUAUCAAUUUUGAUUAAUUUGAAUCUCAAAAUGCCCUGACUAAUGAUUCCAAAAUGUCACUUUUUUAAUAACAGAAUGUCAUAAUUAUUGGGUAUUUUUUAAAAAUUGUCACUUUUGUGUCAUUACAAUAUUUGGAAAUGUCAUAUUGAGUGUCAUGUUUCUAUACGAAAUUGACAUUAUUGUGUCAUUAUUGGUUAUUUUUUAAAAAUGUCACUUUUAUGACAUUACAGUAUUUGGAAAUGUCAUAUGACAUUUUGUGAUUCAAAAUGUGACAUUUAUGUGAAACUGGCAAAAACAUGACAUUUUUGUAAUUUCAAAGCAACAUUAUCAUCUUUACAAAUGUAAUACCAUAAAAGUGACAUUUUUCUUAUUAAGUACUAUUAAUUUUGUCAGAUUCAUAAUGAAUCAAAAUUGGUAAAUAAAUAAAUAAAACUGAAAUCCACAAUGGAUGGAGCAUUGCAACCUAAUUUUUCAUCUAAAUGUUCACAAAUCAGAAAUCGGUUUUCUAUUUAACCAAAAAAGUAAACAAAAAAUUAGCAUAAAUCAAGAUAACUAAAGAAAAAAACAGAGUACUAGGAACUUAGGAAGAGGAUGAGAAGAAGAAUGAAGAAGAAUUGAAGAAGGAGGGGGAGAGGGGGGGGGGGAGGAAGAAGAAGAAGAGAGGAGGAGGAAGAACAAAGAAGAAGCUGGAGAAGAUUACCUGUCUCCGCUGGCGUCGGCGGGAUUGCGGCUGCAAUUGUUGGCGGAGGAGCUGCAGCAGAGGCGAAGAAGAUUUUAAUCGCAGGUGGAGGAAGGAGCUGGGUAGAUUUAAUGAUGCAGGGAGGAGUGAAGGCGGAGGAGCUUUUCAAGCAGCUGACAAGCUGAAUGGUGAACUAUUAUGUAGUAAGGAUGAUGUGAAGUCUUGUGUGGUAUAGUGAAACGCUUAAACCAUGCACGAUACAUAUGUAUUAUUUGAAAACCUGAACAUCAAUUGCUACUUGGAUUAUAUCAUCCAAAUUCAAACUAGGAUAUUUAUUCAAUUUCUUAUUUUAUAUUAUCAAGUUAUACAUAUAUGUAUUGUUUUUUUAGCUAAACUGCAUGUGUUAUCUUCCACCGCGGUUUAAAUAUUAUAUCAAAUUCUAAAAACUAUAUAUUCUUC
Messenger RNA from Cuscuta epithymum, 2530 nucleotides. The record is from the annotation of a GenBank genome assembly. Lineage: Eukaryota; Viridiplantae; Streptophyta; Magnoliopsida; Solanales; Convolvulaceae.